Messenger RNA from Neoarius graeffei (lesser salmon catfish), 1268 nucleotides. RefSeq names its product even-skipped homeobox 1 (gene evx1). NCBI's taxonomy places the organism in Eukaryota, Metazoa, Chordata, Actinopteri, Siluriformes, Ariidae. Gene Ontology annotation, molecular function: RNA polymerase II cis-regulatory region sequence-specific DNA binding; DNA-binding transcription factor activity, RNA polymerase II-specific. Bases 1 to 1092 code for a protein of 363 amino acids. The transcript has 3 exons. Gene Ontology annotation, cellular component: nucleus. Gene Ontology annotation, biological process: regulation of transcription by RNA polymerase II. The record is from RefSeq and is a predicted model, not a curated record.
AUGGAAAGUAGAAAGGACGGGUUGAUGAGGACCGAGGGUGCUCACACUGGCACACUGGGCUCUGAUUUCUCCGAAGUUGCUGGCGACCAUCCAGAAAAGGUGGCUCGCCGAAACUGCAUUACCCCUGACUGUUUUCCGUUUUCCCGGGACCGAGUACACGAGACGAGGGAGGAAGCGCAGAGCGGCACUUGUAAGGAAAUGAGACGCACAAGUAAGCCGGGUGCGCAGGACCAAGAUCUCCCGAAGAAAGAAGCAAGCAGCUCCGACGCAGAAUCAGACUUCUAUGACGGGACUGAUGCGAGCUGCACCCCUGAACGUAUGGAUUACCACAAUGCCCCAGGACGUGAGUCCCCGAGUCCCAGUACAGAGAGCGCAGUGGACGGUGGGAAGAUGAACACAUGCCCCGGGGGCCUUUCAUACGGCUCGGAUCAGAUGCGACGCUACCGCACAGCUUUCACGAGGGAGCAGAUAGCUCGACUUGAAAAGGAGUUUUACAGGGAGAAUUACGUGUCCCGUCCACGCAGAUGUGAACUGGCGGCCGCCCUAAAUCUGCCAGAAACGACCAUCAAGGUCUGGUUCCAGAACCGGCGCAUGAAGGACAAGAGGCAGCGGCUGGCGAUGACUUGGCCUCACCCAGCCGACCCCGCCUUUUACAGCUACAUGGUGAGCCACGCGGGGAACCUGCCGUAUUCGUUUUCGUCCCAUCUCCCCGUGGCCUACUACUCACCUCUGAGCGGCGUGACCGGGGGUUCGGCCACCACAUCUGGAGCACCUGCUUUUACUAAUCCUUUGCGCUCAUUGGACACUUUCAGGCUUCUUUCUCAUCCAUAUCCGCGUCCCGAGCUGCUCUGUGCGUUCCGACACCCGUCGCUUUACGCAAGUGCAGGUCACGUCCUCGGUCCCGGAGGGAGCUCUUGCUCGUGCCUCGCUUGUCAAUCAAACGGGACUGCGCAGAGGUCACCGACAAACGCAGACGUCACAUGCUCACCCACUAGCAGAGAUGAUGCUUUCUUUAUGUUCUCGCCAGCCUUUCUCAGCAAGUCGCCGUCUGUUUCUGCUGAUCAGAGGGAGCAAGUACCGUUGACCAGAUAAGACACGGACCAUUUUUUUUUUAAAUCAGUUUACCACAAAUGAACUAUAACGCAUGAAGGACCCGAACUCUCCAACCUCCACCAGCCUGCUAUGCAAAACUGUGUAAACAAUUACAUUUUCCAGUCAUGAAGCCAGCUUUUGCGAAAUGGAGGACAGAUUUAAUACAACAUGGUAUU